GAGUUUGUGUAUCCACUAGAGCCACUGAGCCCUGGACAGAGGUUGGUUUUACAGGAGUUCCUGGAAUCAGGCUUUGCUGCCCCAUCUCAGGACUAUCAUGACCAGGGAGCUUGUAGCACGGGAACAAUGAAAGGGGAAUACUGUCACGUUCUACUUGCUGUUGACGUUGGAUAUUUGAUGGACAUUACUUUCACUAUGGAAAUAGGCUUUCGGUGCUUGAAUGAUCUGCUUUGAGGUCUACAGUGGAAGUUGUUGAGGCACACUCCACACCCUGGCCGCUUAUGAAAGGUGUGGGGAUUACUUUACCACAAUGAGCAUAUUGCAAAUCUCUGCCACUCAACAUUGAUAUACCAUGGAGAAGAGAUGAUCCUGUCUAUCUGCAGAUAAACAAAUAUAAUCAAAGAUCAUGGGGAAUUCGUACGCAGGGCAGCUGAAGUCUGCCCGCUUCGAAGAAGCUCUGCAUAACUCUAUAGAGGCCUCACUGAGAUCGAGCAGCGGCGACCCACAGCCCGUAUUCACCCAGCUAUAUCUCGAGCCAGAUCAGUAUCCUAGCAACCUGGAAGAUAUUAAACCCAAAAUGGACCUGAGCCUCAGGUCUGACCCUUCCAGCCAUGUGCUGGUGAACUGCCAGUCCUCUAAUUGCAUUGAUGAGAUGGAUGACGAGGAUGAUUCGGACACCAGCAGUCCACCCCUGCCUUUCCUACAGGGGCCGGCUCCUGAUGGCUGCUGCACUAUUGAUGGAUUUUGUCAAGCAGGAAAGGAUCUUCGCCUGGUUUCCAUGGCAACAGAAUCCAUCGAGGUUCCCGUAGGGUUCGAGCUGGUCGGUGCCAAAUCGCCCAGCAUCCCAGAGCACAUCCUUGUCUGUGCAGUCGACAAGCGCUUCCUGCCAGAUGAGAAUGGGAAAAAUGCACUUUUAGGAUUUUCAGGUAACUGUGUGGGCUGUGGUGAAAAAGGGUUUCGAUAUUUCACCGAGUUCUCCAACCAUAUCAACCUGAAGUUAUCCACUCAGCCGAAGAAGCAGAAGCACUUAAAGUACUACCUGGUGAAAAACACUCAGGGUGCUCUGUGCAAGGGAGCUCUCAUCUGCUGGAAAGAAUGUAAGACAAGGCCGUUCUCAAGCAGUGCUUCUUCAUCCAAACCAAGUUCCUCAUCCUCACUAAGCAGCAAAGAAAAUGGGGACACAAAUGGCCAUAGCCCUUCUCCAUUCCCUCUCUCAGACUCUCCUCCAGCUCGCAUUCCAUCCAGUUCAUCCUCAGGGAUUUUUGGAACACCAGAUCUGGGCUUCCUCAAACCACUGAACACACCGACCCACGGGACCAAAACUUUACCGAUUGUUCCCACAGCCCUGCGAGUUAACGGUUUGACUAACGGUUUAAGUUUGGACGGACGGUCCAGUCUACUGAGCCCCCCUCAUACAAACCCACUUGGCACACCUAGUCAUGGUUAUCGGACCACAGAACCAGGGGACAGCCCAGCAUCCUCUGCUAUGACAUCAGGUCCACCCAAAAAGCGUCACCGCAGCUGGCACCCCACCACUCUAGUGCCCGUCCCAGCCACGGCUGUCCCUGUGCCAGCCAUUCGGCCGCUAACGUUACCCUCAGGUUCUUUGUUGGCCCUGUCCAGUCAACAGCCUCCGACAGUGUCAGGGGUCAUACAGCCCCAGCCAAUCACAGCAGGAGAAACUGUCAUCAUCCCUGACAACCUUCUGAACACCUCUGGGGUCCGGCCAGUUCUUCUUAUUGGUCAAGGCACUUUACCGUACUUCUUUGGCAAUGUGGGCGAUCUGGUCGUGAGCCCCCUGCUGGUGAGCUGCUAUAAGGGCAGGGAGCUGAAUGAGAAGACACUCGCCAGUCUGGGCAUGUCAGCCAGCCAGUUACUCACAACUGAGACUAUGAUACUUCUUACACUGCAGUACCUUGCUCGAUUGGGUACAGAACAGAUCCCACUUCGGGAGGAAUUCGAGCAGAUUGUUUUGAAGGCCAUGCUGUGUGGGCCGAUAGGGCCGCCCGUGUCUCCCGCACAGCUGCCCUGGUUGGCUCGAAUGGAGGCCAGUGUUUCGGGGGGCAGCGUUCAGGUGCUGGUUACCCACGGCUCUCUCGGGGAGGGCAUCUCCGAGUCCCUGCGCUCGCUGAGUGAAACUCCACCACAGCAACAACAGUGUCUGCCCAACUACGUACUCAUUAUCUGCACCUCCAAAAGCGGAGCUAAUGAGUUCUGUGUGCUAGUGCUGGGUAAAUAUCAAUCCCGAGCCCUGGCUGAAAGCAUGCUUACCACCAAUGAGUUUCUGAAGGAGAUCAGUUAUGAGCUCAUCACAGGGAAAGUCAGUGUUCUCGCCUCUCACUUCCAAAGCACCUCAUUAGGUGACAACUUGGACAAACAGCUUGUCCGGUAUCAGCGUAAACGCAAAGACCGGGUGGUUCAGCCUUUUCAGGGACAUCUCACUGAGUACAUCCACUCCCAAGAAGCUGCUGCUAUGAUACCAGAAUCAGGUCCAGAUGUACUCAGCGAUAGCUUUCAGAUAUACCCUCCACAGCUGAGCGUGGCACGCAGCCUUCUGUCACAGGUGUGCGCUAUUGCCGAUUCGGGCAGCCAGAGCUUGGAUCUGGGCCGCUUUUGCAAAGUAGACUUUCUGAUCUUGGUCCCACCUUCCCAUGUCCUGGUGCACCAAACAGUCCAGCGCAUACGACAAUCAGGUGUCUUGAUAGAUCUCGGUAUAGAGGACGCGCCAUUAGCCCAACAGAAAUCUGACAAAUACGUUGUGCGUCUGGAUGCGGAGGUUCACUCAAAAAUGGAGGCCUUUAUGAGGAAAGUCAAGCAGAACCCUUACACACUCUUCGUCCUUAUUCACGACAACUCGCACGUCGACCUGACCAGUGCCCUGUCAGGGUCGGUCUGUCACGGGGAACUGCAGGGAUUGGCAGACCGGGUGGUGAACUGUCCGGAGGUCCUGGAAGCAAUAAACCUGCUGGUCCUGCAGGUCAGCUGUUUUCCCUUCACCCUGCAGAGCCGGCAGUCGCGCAUCAGUACCCAGAACGAGGUGCACUGGCCCGACACUCAGACCCUGCAGGGUGAGGCGUCUCCUAAAGAUCUGGUCUACUUUGGGUUGAAGGAUUACAGUCAGUCACUGCAGUGGGGGGUUGCCAGUCCAAUUCUCCGAUGUGAUGACGCCUUUGAGCGGAUGGUCAAAACCCUUCUGGAGAGGCACCCACACCUACACAGUAUGGUGAUCCGCAGCUACCUGCUCAUCCAGCAGUACACCGAGGCUCUGAUGGCCCUCACGGCAGCCCCCUCACUGCGGGACCACGUGACCCCUCAGACCCUCGCCAUGGUGGAAGAUCUGCUGAGCGUGCCCGGUCGCAGCAGGCACGGGUGCGGCCACAUGCUGCUGGUGCGCGUACCCUCGCUGCAGCUGGCGCGUCUGGCACAGGAGCGGCUCGAGGAGGCCCGGGACAAGCUGGGACUGCAGUACCGAUUUGCUGUGCUGCUGGGCAGCCCCGCUGCUGAAAUCAGCCUGCCUGUCCACUUCUGUGCCCGCCUGCGGGCUUGGCGGGGCUGUAAAAAUGAAGAGUGGGUCCCACACACAUAUGAAGAUCUGGAAGGACUUCCGUGCAUUGUCAUCCUCACUGGAAAAGAUCCUUUAGGAGAGAGCUUUCCAAGGUCUUUGAAGUACUGUGACCUGAGGUUGAUUGACUCCAGCUACCUGACCCGUACGGCACUGGAGCAGGAGGUGGGUCUGGCCUGCUCAUACAUCACACGCAGUGUGAUACCCGAGACCAAAACUAUGGGAGGUAGGGAGGAGAGACAGAGAGAGCAUGAGAGGAGCUCAGGAGAAAUACCAGAACAUGAUGAACUUCAGAUGGAGCUGGAGAGACCACCGAGUAAUGCCAGUGCUGCUACCAGAACCUCUGGCUCCACUACUGAAAAUGGCGUCAGUUCCUCAAGUGUGCUCGACAAACCCUCCUCCCACAGUGACCCGACCAAUAGCAGCAGAGGGUUACUGGACUCGUGCACUUCUCCCACUCGCUUUAAGCAGGAGUGUGACUCUCAAGCGGCCGGCUCUUCCGCCACGCCCUCUUUCUCAUCCGCUUCCUCAUCCUCUUCUUCUUCCUCCUCUCCGGCGGCUCAAAGACCGAGUCAGUCCACCCAAGCACCGCGUGAAGGGAGCAAGACACAUGUCUUUCCCAGAACGGCUGUGCUCUCCCGUGCGGCCUAUGCCCUGCUGGCUCCUGAAGCAUUGGGUCAGCCCAGUUCGGCGUCUCUGUUACCCCAUGCUGACGUGGCUUGGAGCAGCCCUCUCAGACCGCCUGUUCCUCACGGCCUAGGCGGAGCAGAGCAGUCCCUAUAUUAUCGGCAGUGGACCACAGCUAGGCAGCACCAUGCAGACUAUGAAGGGCCUGCCGUGCUGCAUCCCAGACGACUGCUGCUGAGCGGACCACCACAGGUGGGAAAAACUGGCGCGUAUCUGCAGUUUCUGCGGAUUUUGUUUCGCAUGCUGAUCCGUCUGCUGGAGGUGGAUGUGUAUGAUGAAGAAGAGCUGGAUGAGGAUGUGCCUGAUACCUCAAAAGAUCCUCCUGCCAGUGGACCGCAGUGGCCCGAUGUUGAGGACAUCCGUAAAAUGCGAUUCGACCUUUAUCCUCGUGACUAUAAGUUCAGUCAUGCUAGCCCUGUGUAUACAGAGAGGACACCAAAGACACUGAAUGGAGUGAAAAUAGAGAGGUUAGAGACAGAAGAGGAGACACCAAAGAGAAACACAGUGUCGGUCAGGCUUAGCAUGUUUGCGGCCCAUAAUGCAUUUCAUCACUGUGAGCAGUGUCAUCAUUACAGUGAGCCGCCUCCUGCUACUCAGCUGUCUGAAUGUACCUUCCAUGCCUUCACGUUCUGCUCAUCCAUGCUGGGAGAGGAAGUCCAGCUGCACUUUAUCAUCCCCAAAACCAAAGAGCAUCAUUUUGUCUUCAGUCAGCAGGGCAGUCACCUGGAGAGUAUGCGACUCCCAUUGCUCUCUGAUAAGGAGUCUGGCAUGUUGAAAAGUCCCAUCUUCACCCCCACCACGGGUCGUCAAGAGCACGGUCUUCUCAACAUCUACCACGCCAUGGAGGGAGCCGGGCAUCUGCACAUCCUGGUAGUUAAGCAGUAUGAAAUGCCUCUCUACAGGAAAUACUGGCCCAACCACAUCCUUCUGGUGCUGCCUGCUAUGUUCAACAACUCGGGUGUUGGGGCGGCUCGCUUCAUGAUCAAGGAGCUGUCCUAUCACAACCUGGAGCUGGAGAGGAACCGGCAGGAGGAGCAGGGUGUCAAACGCCAGGACGUCUGGCCCUUUAUCAUCAUGAUGGAUGAUUCAUGCGUCCUAUGGAACGCCCAUCAACCUGGACCUGAAGGCAUGAGUGAGAUGAUGAAUGUGUCACUGAAGAGCGUCUUACAGCAUUUGGAGGCCACUCCAAAGAUCUCGCUGUAUGCCAUGUGCGGCCUGCAGAAGUGGAGCAGUAGUUUGGUUUCUCGACCUCACGGGACGUCUUUCUCUCGUUGUCACCUCCAUGACCUCAUCAUGCUGAAUGUUGACCUCACCCAGAAUGUUCAGUAUGACCUAAACCGGUUCACGUGUGAAGAGGUGGACUUUAACCUGAGGGCAAACAGCAGUGGUCUUCUGUUGUGUCGUUUCAAUCACUUCAGCAUCAUGAAGAAACACAUCCCCAUAGGAGGACAUAGAAACUUCCAUAUCAAGCCCAAACUUAUGAGGAUUGAGACCCCUGUGCACGUAAGUGCAUCUCAGUACGUCUGUGCUCCGGACAGUGAACAGACGCUACUGUCUGCUCCUGCUCAACUCCUGCUGGAGAAGUUUUUGCAGAACUGCAGCCAUCGUCUCUUUCCUCUGGCUCUCUGUAACAGCUCAAACCCAGUGUUGUCUAUCGACAGCUAUCUCAGUCUCGGCCCAGAGAUUCAGGUAUGUUACGUCAGCUCUCGGCCUCACUCGGUGAAUGUGGAUCAUCAGGGACUUGUCUUCAGCGGGUUAUUGCUUUACUUGUGUGACUCCUUUGUAGUUUCAAACCUCCUAAAAAAGUUCAACUUUCUGAAAGGCGCCACAUUGUGCGUCAUCUGUCAGGACCGGAGCUCUUUGCGUCAGACAAUUGUUCGUUUGGAGCUAGAGGACGAAUGGCAGUUUCGACUGCGAGAUGAAUUUCAGACGGCCAACUGCAGUGAGGAUCGGCCACUUUACUUUCUUACUGGACGCCACAUUUAGUCAUCUACAUCCGAAUUCACAUCUCCAUUUCCCUCGACUGUCAUUUAAUUGAAGAAACAAUGUUUUCCUGACAUCAAGAUUAGGAUGCGAGAAUUUACUGGGACUGAGCUUUUCGCCACUCGCAACAUGGCCUCGCCACUCGGCUCUACCUCGGAUGUUGGACACAUGCCUUGUGUGUUCGCCUUUUUUACAUUUUUGGAAAAUCUUUGAUGACUUUGUUGGAGAUUUACGCAAGGACGACUUCUGAAUGAUUGUAAAUGUUCCUAUAUGUUCUUACGGACAUAUAUAUAAUCUCAGGGUUUUUUGUCGUAAGACAAAAAAGGACUAUUGCUAUUCCUUCUCUAUCGCCUACUUUAUGUAUAAUUGUUUUUCUCUUUGCCCUCCACCAAAGACUUUAAAUUCAAGGGCGAAGAUCUUCUGUAUUCUUUUAUCUUGCCAAAGAUAUCAACCGACGUAAUCAAAAAUACUCAUUACGUUCUCUUGAGAGUCGUCAGCUCGUCCGUUUCAAAGUUCGAUUGCUGAUUACUACAUCCUCACAUGAAACAAGAGUCAUUUUAUGACCUUCUCAUUCCCAGACGUGUGCUUAUGUUGAUUGUAAUGCUCAUUGGUACUACUGAUGGCCUAAAAACCUCUCUGGUUUGAUUUGAAUCUGAUUGCUGGUCUCCCAGCUUGAAAAGCCCAUCAAAACCACUGUAAAAUACCAAACCAGACCACUGGUACACUGGUUUAAGCUGUUUCUAACAGCAGGGAUGUGGCUGAUGGUUUUAUUUACAGUGUUUUUACCCAUUUAUUCAACAUCUACUCAUCAUUAUAUUUUGCUAAAACAUUCCUUAUUUUGAAGUAGCUGGGAAUGUUUGGAGUUGCACACCAUAAAUGCCUUAAGUUGUAUGACCCUGAUGACAUCACAAUCCCAGACUCCACUCCAUCAGUGUUAGAUGAAAGCCAAAUGCUCGAUUUAUCAGACUUUCAAAGAAACUAUAAAUGUUUGGGGUUGGUUUAUGAAAGGGAAUAUCUUUAGGUGUUAAGAACUUUAUGGAUGUUUAAAGAAAAGCUUUGUUUACAUUUUAAGAAAUCCUGAUAUUAAUAUAUUUCACAGAUAUUUUUGUCACUUUGGAUUCUGGCUAGUUUUACAGAAAAGUCACUUUGAGCCAUACGUGUCACGGAUAACCUGUGUCCUUUUCUUUAUUCCACGGCACAAAGAAUCUACCUAAGAUUUUGGAUUUUAAGGACGCUUUAGUUUCAGGUGAUUUAUUUAAAGUGAGAAAAAAAAUGCAUCCCUUUUUUGAGGGAGUUUUCUUAUUUAUUGAAGAUUAGCUUCACGGGCCGAUAAUCAUUUAAACAAUCUUGAAUGCUUAGCUAGGUGAGUCUUUAAAAGCUUUGCACACGACCAUUAAAUCUAUAGAUGUUGUAUUACAAAUGUAGUAAUGCAAAUACAAAAAAAUCUUAACAGCUAUGUGGUUUAUAUAUGGCAGUAUUGUUUUAAAUAAAAUGCGGUCCUAUAUUGAUAUUGAUUGUAAUGAAGAAAGCCAAAUGCCCACUUGACAACCUUAAGAAUGUGUCUCAUUUGUAGAUAAAUUAUGCAAUUUGCUUCUCACAAUCUUUGCCUCUUUUCUGUCAGCUGUGAAUAGUCUCGAUGUAUGUAGCACCGAAGCAUUUGAAAACGUCUACCUCAUGAUCUACUGGCUUUGGUUUAGUAAACAUGAAAACAUGUUCUUCUUGUUAUGGAGAUAAAUGAAUGUAAUAAAAAGUGUUAUCAACAACUGAA
Messenger RNA from Misgurnus anguillicaudatus (oriental weatherfish), 8000 nucleotides. RefSeq names its product GREB1 like retinoic acid receptor coactivator (gene greb1l). Gene Ontology annotation, biological process: multicellular organism development; kidney development. The record is from RefSeq and is a predicted model, not a curated record. Lineage: Eukaryota; Metazoa; Chordata; Actinopteri; Cypriniformes; Cobitidae.